GCUACAUUUUUGACAAUUACACUUGGUUGUUUUGCUGAUGAUUAAUGCAAAUAUAAUAAUUUUUCGUAAACACGUAUAAGUAUAUCUAGUGAAAAUUUUCCAUAAACAAAACAAAUAUUUGAUAAAAUGGCUGCUUUGAAAGAUUAUUGAUUUGUGCAUUCUUAACAUGCUUGGGCAUGACCUUCCUCAUAUUGGCUUGUGCGGUGCCACAACCAAAAAUUUUCUAUCCAUUUUUUGUAUUGUUAUUCUACGUUCUAUCCGUUUUACCGGUAUUCAUAGCGAAACGCUUUAACCAAGGCAGUGAGACUAAUCCGAAAACGGAGUUUGCUCUAUUUCUCUGCGCUGGUAUGGUGCUGAGUGCUUUUGCGUUUCCCAUAGUACUGGCGCAUAGUCAUGUGAUUACAUGGACUGCAGCUACACUUACGUUGAUUAGUAAUGUGAUUAAUUAUUUAACCAUAUUUGGUUACUCGAUGAGAGAUAGUGAAUUUGAUGCUCCAUACGGUGGAAUGUUCUAAAUUGUAAAAGAAAGUGUUUUAAUAUUAAAAUUUUUUGUUUUCAUGCAAUCUGAGUGAAGAGACUCUUUCAUAGGAAAAUGACUGCAAUGACUUCUUAUAGUCGAGUGUACACAGAACAUUUGAAGAAAACUACACAAUAACUAUCAUCACUUAAUUUCCAACGAAAUGUUACCGAUGCAUUGAAUCAACAUUUUAAUCAACGUUGGACAAACGUGUAGAGCGCCUUCAAGAUUCUAGUAGAUUUGAAAAAGGCUAAAGGCUAAAAGAAAUAUCACUUACAUUGCAGCUAUAUACAUAAACACAUACAUACAUAUAUACAUGAAUAUGAUUUUUUAGGUUUAAGAUAAAGAGCUUUUUGUAUUUACGAUCAACUUGCGAAAUAAAAAAUGGUUGCUAAUCUGGCACAUUUUUGUUUUAAGAAAAAAAUUCAUCAAACGUAAACAAAAUUCAAAUUACCAAAUAAUUACUAUAUUUGAAAUGAACGAUUAAAGAUAAAAUAAAUAAAUGUAUGUUAUAUAAACCUCAUGCGCAAUAUAAGGAAUCUCGUUUGUGUAAUAUUAGACACUGAAUUUAUGUAUACGUAGUAGUGUAUUAAUACGGCUUUGAGUAAAUUUAAUUUAAAUUCUACAUGAUACUAAA
Molecule: messenger RNA, 1154 nt
Organism: Ceratitis capitata (Mediterranean fruit fly)
Lineage: Eukaryota; Metazoa; Arthropoda; Insecta; Diptera; Tephritidae
Product: leptin receptor gene-related protein
Exons: 3
Coding region: 177-515 (112 amino acids)
Biological process (GO): late endosome to vacuole transport via multivesicular body sorting pathway
Cellular component (GO): endosome
Source: RefSeq, a predicted model, not a curated record